AUGGGUAAAAAUACGUUGAUCGCGAUUCGCGUACCCAACCUACAAACCAUUUCAAAGUAUUUGUCUACUGUAACAAAGAUCGUUGAACGGUUGAGUGAGGAUCGCAAUAAUAGACUAUACAUUUGGGUUUGCAGUCCUGAAUUAAACGAAGAAAGGAAUGAGCGUAUUUUUUCCAGUCUCACAAAAGCUCUGAGUGAACUAUACCUCUGUUCAAUUACUACUAAAGAUCCUACCAUUUUUAAUGUCGUUCCUACAGUUGUUUUAUUCGAAGACUGGUCUGGAUAUUCUAUUAAUGAACUUUCGAAUCUGUGUGACACCACUUAUUGCACGAAAAAUUAUGAUGAUUCAAUUUCAAAAUCUAGUACUGAAGUGAUCCAUAUCGAAGCUGAUGAGCUCGAACAAAGUAAGCUCGAACGUAGUUUUGAAGAGAGCGAGAAUCAGGAUAAGAAAAUUACCAACCGAAUUUCAGCUGUCGGUGGGACGUUCGACCAUCUACACGUUGGUCAUAAAGUUUUACUUACAUUAUCUGCAUGGAUUGGAAUAGAAAAAGUAUACGUUGGGAUUUCUGGGAAUGAAUUACUCUUAAACAAAGUCGAGAGGGCAUACUUAGAAAAUAUAGAAGUGAGGAAAAAUUCUGUCUAUGAUUUCCUUCAUUCUAUAAAGAAAACUAUCCAAUCGAGCAUAGUAAUUAUCAAUGAUCCUUUCGGGCCUACUAUUACUACUGGAGAGAUUGACAGUUUGCUCGUUUCCCAAGAAACCAUUAAAGGUGCGGAUUCCGUACAAGUGGAGCGAAUAAAAAGAGGAUUGCCUGAGCUGGAUAUAUAUUGCAUCGACCUUCUUCACUUCGCACAUGCUACAAUGCCAGAAAAUUGUAAUCCAGUAAAACUUAGUUCAACGGCCAUUAGAAAAGAACUAGCUAAGAAAAACUUUUAA
This is a messenger RNA of Schizosaccharomyces osmophilus, 933 nucleotides long. RefSeq names its product cytidylyltransferase (gene cab4). Gene Ontology annotation, biological process: coenzyme A biosynthetic process. The record is from RefSeq and is a predicted model, not a curated record. NCBI's taxonomy places the organism in Eukaryota, Fungi, Ascomycota, Schizosaccharomycetes, Schizosaccharomycetales, Schizosaccharomycetaceae. The coding region runs from base 1 to 933 and encodes 310 amino acids. Gene Ontology annotation, molecular function: dephospho-CoA kinase activity. The transcript has 4 exons.